AUUCCUUCAAAGUGACAACAAAGCGAAACCGAUGGCGGACUAUGGAUAUGCAAGAUGCUAUGCAUUGUCCAUUUUCACCGCCUUCGACGAUGCAAAUCAAUGUUGGUAUGUUAGUCGCCGCCACCGCAGUGUCCGCCGUCAACGUUGUUGUCAAGGACAAGCGGUACUGCGAGCUGCUCUUCGUCCACACCCCCAUCAACGGCAGUACUGUUGCUGACGUGUACAACACUUUCGGACUCAACACCUGUCCUGCCCCCGUCUGGAAUUCCAUUACACCAGCCAACAUCAAGGACAACUCGACCAUCGCAGUGGUGCUCAAUGGCCCUCGGUACUGGCUCAUGGACGAAUUUGGACCGCUUUCAGCUCCCAUUGUCAGGGACCGAGUGCUAAAAUCCGUGCAAGGACUUAACUUAACGUUGCUGGGCCGCGUGCCGUUACCUUGGCCGCUCCUGAAUGGUGCUGAUGGACUUUACAAACCCAGCCAGGUCACUCGAAGCGCCGACUUCCGAUGGCGAGCGGGGUCCACCGCAUUUUACUUGACCAACAAAGCGACUGGCGACAUGUUCAUCAUGCAGUCAUACUCGCAGCAAGUCAACAGCAACGUCACCCUCGCAGCCCUGCCGAUGUUGGGCUCCAAAUUGCGUUUGCUCCCCCCGCAAUGGUCGUACGAUGCCGUCGUGCUGCAAAGUGAUGUGAAUGUGACAACCCCAAUAUUGGUCGGGGGUAAAGCUACGGUGGGGUUGGUGCUACAGGACGAACUGAGCAACUCAUACACUUUUGCGGGGGACUUGGAUCGGUACUUGGCAGACCAAAAGCCAUGCACGGAAGUGAGUGUUGCGGGAGAUGCCACGUAUUGCAUUGCUGAUCCUCGAGUUUGCAGCGGGUCGGGGCCUUCCCCUGUCGGCACGGCCUGUCCGUCGAAGGGGGACGUGGCGGUCAAGGACUGCUGGCCUCAUUUGCCCAGCUUCGUCAGUGUUAAUUGUGUCGCGCCUAGAGACGCUACAUGCCGCUUGUUGUCGUCCAACGCUUGGGGGUGCGCGUGAGCCUUAGUGUUUCGUGAUGGUAGUACUGUAAGCAUACAAAAUAUUCCUAGAUCGUUCCAAAUACUACGAAG
Messenger RNA from Aphanomyces astaci, 1114 nucleotides. RefSeq lists its product as hypothetical. Lineage: Eukaryota; Oomycota; Saprolegniomycetes; Saprolegniales; Verrucalvaceae. The record is from RefSeq and is a predicted model, not a curated record. The coding region runs from base 42 to 1043 and encodes 333 amino acids. The transcript has a single exon.